AUGGCGCAAACCACCAAACUCCAGACCUUUCCCAACAAGCCCAGAGUGUUUGUGCUCACAGACAUCUCCAACGAGCCCGACGACGCCGAGUCCCUCGUUCGCUAUCUUCUCUACUCCAACCAGUUUCAGACCGAAGGCAUCGUUGCCGUUUCUUCAACAUGGAUGAAGAACAAGGUCUGCCCUCAGGACAUUCACAAGAUCCUCGACGCCUAUGCUGGCGCAGUCGACAACCUCAACAAGCACACACACCCAGACUACCCGUAUCCCUCAGCGGAUAGUCUCCGAGCCCUGGUCAAGUCAGGCCCACCGGUUUAUGGUAUGGCCGGUGUUGGCGCGGAUAAGCCUUUGACCGACGGCGCCCAGCUCCUUCUCGAAAGAAUCGAAGCCCCUUCACAAGAUCCCCUGUGGGUUCUCGUUUGGGGCGGCACCAACGUUCUCGCCCAAGUCCUCCUUACGAUCCGCGAGAAGUACUCUGCCGAGGAAGCAGCCAAGCUGCGUGCGAAGCUGAGGGUGUACACCAUCUCCGACCAAGAUGACACAUCUGCCUGGAUCCGCAUCCAGUUUCCAGAUGUCUUCUACAUCUCAUCCAUCCACGGCUGGAACCAAUAUGGUCUCGCCGCGUGGACGGGUAUUUCUGGUGACAAGUACUACGGCUUCGACCAGGGCGGCCCAGACUUCUCCAAGGUCUCAAAGCAGUGGAUCAAGGAGAACAUUCAGAUCGGCCCCCUGGGCUCGGCCUACCCGGACUAUCUCUUCAUCCCUGAGGGUGACACCCCUACUUUCCUUUACCUAAUCCAGAACGGUCUCGGUGACCGCGAACACCCAGAGUACGGCUCUUGGGGUGGUCGAUACGACCUUACCGACGCGAGCGAUGCCGGCCAGCGAGGCAAGCACUACAGUGACAUGUCUGACUUUGUCGUUGGCGUCGACGGCAAGACUUACCGCUCGAACCAGGCCACCAUCUGGCGCUGGCGUGACACCUUUCAAAACGACUUCGCCGCCCGCAUGCAGUGGUCUCUCAACCCCGACGUGGCAACCACGAACCACCACCCCAUCGUGAUCGUCAACGGAAGCCAAAGCCUGGAGCCCCUGUAUUUCGAGGCUGAGGCUGACAGCACUAUCGAGCUCGAUGCCUCUCAGACAUACGACCCCGAUGGUGACAACCUGACAUUCAAGUGGUGGCAGUACCGGGAGCCGAGUGCCUCGCAGUGGCUUGUUCAGUUUGAGGUGGCACACCUGGAGGUUGAGAAACUGGAUGCUGAGGGCAAGAAGGUCAAGGUCACAGUGCCGCCCCCUGAGAAGUCUUGCUUGGAGUUGAUCAGCCAAAAGCCCAAGGCCAAGGGCCAGCUGCUUCACUUGAUCCUGGAGGUGACGGAUAGUGGUUCACCGGCUUUGACGAGUUACCGCCGUGUCCUCAUCCAGGCUAUGAACAAGGAUCUGAGAGGCGGCAAGGACUUGAAGGAUGGAGAGGGUCACGAUGCCAUUGGUGAUGCUAUGAAGGACUUCACCGGUUAA
Colletotrichum karsti is the source of this 1515-nucleotide messenger RNA. RefSeq lists its product as uncharacterized. The transcript is spliced from 2 exons. The coding region runs from base 1 to 1515 and encodes 504 amino acids. Lineage: Eukaryota; Fungi; Ascomycota; Sordariomycetes; Glomerellales; Glomerellaceae. Gene Ontology annotation, molecular function: hydrolase activity, hydrolyzing N-glycosyl compounds. The record is from RefSeq and is a predicted model, not a curated record.